UUCUAGGAUGGUCGCAUACCACCUGCCAGGUGCCCAUGUACCACAGGUGGUCCCCGUACCACUGGUUGAAAAGCCCUGGAUUAGAAGACCUAUAAGGUCCCUUCCAACUCUGAUGAUGGCGAUGAUGAAAUGAUUAGAAAGCUAGCGGUGGGGUUGUCUUUUUCCCAUUUCUCCCAUCUUCUCUGUUCCGUAGGAAAAAACUUCAGCCUUUUGGAAAAACAAUUAGUUGUCUGACCGAGGGAGCGAGCGAGCCUCUUCGGGAAGGCAACGUUUCCUCGGACAAAUCCACAGAUUGGCCGGACGUUUUUUUUACAAGCUUCCCUUUCCACAUUUAGGAGAAGAGGCAGAAGGGAGAAGGGGAUGGCCAGCCUGAACGCCUUGAGUGAGAAUCAGGGGAAACGCCUGUGGGAAUUUUGUCCCAAGAAACUGGGAGGGGAAAUGCUACAGACGGACGCGGAGUUACCCCAACCGUGGCAAGAGCUGUUCAUAACCGCAGGCUCUCUGCACUCUAGUUGGGGGGGCAGCCAGGGCCCAGAGGAGCCCACCCCCUGGGACGACCCUAAGGGCUUCUUGGCGGCCUUCGAACAAGUGGCAGAGGCCUGUCGGUGGCCCCGGAAAGAGUGGGCAGUCCGGCUUUUGCCCGCCCUCCGCGGAGAAGCUGAGCAGGCUUUCAGUAACCUGGAGGCCCGAGAUCGGCAGGAUUACGGGAAGGUGAAAGCAGCCAUCUUGCACCGGGACGCCCUGAGCCGAGAGAAACGGCGCCAGCACUUCCGGCGUUUCCGCUACCGGGAAGCCGAGGGGCCCCGCGGGGUUUACAACCGGCUCCAGACGCUGUGCCGUCAAUGGCUGAAGGUGGAGAGACACUCCAAGGAGCAGAUCCUGGAGCUGCUGAUCCUCGAGCAGUUCCUGACCGUCCUGCCCCCGGAGGUCCAGAGCUGGGUGCGGGAGCGAGGCCCUGCGUGCUGCGCCCAGGCGGUGGCCCUGGCCGAGGAUUUCCUCUGGAUGCAGAGAGAGUCUUUGAGAUGGGAACAACAGGGGAUGACAGCAGCUGCUCCCCCAGCCAAGGCAGAGCUGGACUCACCUGAUAGUGGGGAGAGCGCCCCGAGGCCUUUCCUGGAGGGAGAGGAGAAAGCUAGAAAUUCAUGUGGUGAUGUCCGACAGAAUGAAAACAUCAGGGAUCUUUUGAAAGUUGCCUCCAACAGAGCCGAGCCCCAAAAGUCGGAAGAGGUGCGUCCACUGAGGAGGACAAGGAGAAACUACCUCACGGAUAAGUGUAAGAAAACCAUGGCUUCCCAAGCGGUGGGAUUCCAUAACGCUUCCCUCCCCGAAGAGAAACCGAACGAAAAGAGAAAAUACAAGUGCAACGUUUGCGGGAAGUUUUUCAGUUAUAAGUCGAGUCUGAAGAUACACCUGAGGAUCCACACUGGGGAGAAACCGUACAAGUGCCUGGAGUGCGGGAAGAGCUUUAUCCGUAGCGACCUCCUGACCUCCCAUCAAAGGAUCCACACAGGAGAGAAGCCCUACAGUUGCUCCUUUUGUGGCAAGAGUUUCUGCGACUUGUCCACGCUGAUCAAGCAUCGGAGGAUCCACACGGGGGAGAAGCCGUACGUCUGCGGGGAGUGCGGCAAGAGCUUCAGUCAGAAGGCGAUUCUGAAUUCCCACCUGAGGAUUCACACGGGGGAGAAACCCCAUAAAUGCGCCGAGUGCGGGAACAGCUUCAGCCGGAGCACAUACCUGACUUCCCAUCAGAGAGUUCACCUGGGGGAACGGAGGUAUCAAAACGCAGAUUGCAGCCUCCUGGACCAGCCCAAAUUGAUUCACCCCCCGAUGGUUCAUGUGGAGGAGAAGACCUAUAAACGCCUCGAAUACGGUCAGAAGUUGAAGCAGCACUCGCCGUGCUUGGCCCACCAGAAAAUGUACGCGUUGGGCAAAAGUAUCAGUGUUUUCGAAUGCGGAGACAAGAUUCAGUUGGAGGCUGUGGCUUGCGAGACUUCAGAGAAGCCGAGUAAUUAGCUGAUUAGCCACCGACCUGCUCGCCUAUGUCGGAGUUUUUCUCCUGGCAAUCAGAGAAAAUUUCCAGUCCAACUGGCAUUAAAGCAAUAUGUGGAACUGCUGCA
This is a messenger RNA of Crotalus tigris (Tiger rattlesnake), 2117 nucleotides long. RefSeq names its product zinc finger and SCAN domain-containing protein 31-like. Gene Ontology annotation, biological process: regulation of transcription by RNA polymerase II. NCBI's taxonomy places the organism in Eukaryota, Metazoa, Chordata, Lepidosauria, Squamata, Viperidae. Bases 361 to 2013 code for a protein of 550 amino acids. Gene Ontology annotation, molecular function: RNA polymerase II cis-regulatory region sequence-specific DNA binding; DNA-binding transcription factor activity, RNA polymerase II-specific. The transcript is spliced from 3 exons. The record is from RefSeq and is a predicted model, not a curated record.